Annulohypoxylon maeteangense is the source of this 678-nucleotide messenger RNA. RefSeq lists its product as uncharacterized. Bases 1 to 678 code for a protein of 225 amino acids. The transcript is spliced from 2 exons. Lineage: Eukaryota; Fungi; Ascomycota; Sordariomycetes; Xylariales; Hypoxylaceae. The record is from RefSeq and is a predicted model, not a curated record.
AUGCCAGUAUUUAAUCUCGAUUUCUCAUCGCCGCAUCGGCCGGCGCAUUCUUCGCCAUUGUCGUCAUCACCCAUCAGAGCCAGUUCCCCGCCGCCUUUAUCACAUCGCGACCCGAACACACUUCCUCGCUUUGACACCCAGUCUUCGCCCAUACGAGAAUCAUCUACCAAGUUCAAGUUCGCUCGUAAUGUGAAGCCGAACCCGUUAAGACAGAACCGAGAGAAUGCGCAAGAGAGCAGACGAAACCUGUUCCUUCGGAAUGUACGGAAGCGGGCAGAUGAUAGACAGUGGGAGAGAAGAGGGGGCGACCAAGAGACUUUAAAGCUCGAAUGGUCGAUAUUGGACAGGCAACGAAGAGAGCAAAAGAACGCGGAUAUCGAUGGCAUCGUAUUUGAGGAUGAGAUCGAUGAGAUCCUAGAUUUUCAGCGCCGGCAACCGGAGGACCCCGAUGAAAUGAUGGUCGACGCAAUGGCACAGGAAGAAGAGGCUGAGCUAAAUGCGAUGCUAUCCAUGCUUGAGACCCACUCAUCUCAACCACGCGCAGAAACAAAACCGUCGACACUUGCCGAUGAUGACGACUAUGAUGAUCUCUUCAUGGACUUCCUAUCGCAACAGAGCCAAAAUAACCACAACGCAAACCAAGUGUUCGCAUCUUCGGGACAGAUGGACAUGUCGUGA